UUAUAAUAUUAUUUGCAUAAUAAUAUAUUAAUGUUUUUUUAUUAUUUUGUAUGUAGGUAGUAACAAUUUUUAAAAUUUGCAUUUCCAGCCUUCUGGAUUUGAUAUACCUAUUGGCUAUUAUCUUCGAACCUCAUACAGACAUACAGUAACUCAACCCCACCCAAAACAGAAGUUUUUGCAGUAACCCCAAUGUUAGCAGUGAAAAAAAGUGUUGGGGGGGAUCCCCCUCAUGAUGAUCAGGCCUCAUCACCCCUUAAUUACGCCCCUGAUAGUGCAUAAAAAUGAUAUUUUUAUUACUAUUACCAUUGAUAAUAAAUACUAUUUAUUAACACUAUUUAUUAUCAAUGCUAUUAGGUACCUAUUGUUUUUACGUAUUAUAGUUCCUUAUCAUGUUAAAAUAUGGAAAUAUUGUAAUAACUAAUAACUAUUGGAUAUAUAGCACAUUUUUAUUCACUAGUUGCAAUAGUGUGCUGUUAGUUUUGAUGAGUAUUACGUACUACAGUGAAUUGAUCUAUUAUCAAACGUUUAAGUACCUACGAUUUAAGAACAGUAUCUGUGCUUAAGCAUCAGCGACUUUUUCGAUAAUUUAAUUUUCAAGCAAGAUAUGGAUUGGUAUGUAAAAUAUCACAAAUUAAAAAAUGCUAAUAUCUCACUUGAAAAUUAAAAUAUCGAAUGAAAACCGACGCUUAAGCACAGAUAUUGUUCUUACAAUCUUACCUAAAAGUUUGAAUAGUUUGAUAAUAGGUCCAUUCACUCUAAUAUUAAAACUAACAGCACACUAUGAUAACGCAAAUUGUCCGUGUCGUACGUGUAGGACAGAGACAUCAAACUCAAGAGUAGGUAGCAUAUUAAUAAUAUAUUAUGCUAAAUAAAUGCCUAAAUAUUGUAUGGUGAUUGAUGAAUAUAUUAUAAUAGUUAAUAAUUAAUAAUUAAUAUAAUAUAAUAGUUGCAGUCAGUUGUAGUAGCCCUAGAUAUGCGCUAGCUACAUCCCCUCCCCCCCGUACAAGCAUACCCACCCACAUCAACCCGCUUGCUCGUUUCCAGUCUAUUACUCCAUUCUAUCUUAGUCCGUUGCAAAUUGUAAUAAUACUAGCGUAGACCGGCGUGUACAAGUUUAUUUGCUCAUGACCAGACAUUUGACAUAGUAACAUGACUACUCAGUACUCACCGAACAGUCAAGGUUAAUCAGUAAUUACAUAUUAUUCGAAUUCGAUAGUCAAUACACUCAAUAGGUACCGUUUGGCGUUUACCACGGUUAUCGAUGUAGAUAAGUGAAGCCAUGGAGUUUACCGAUCUAAAAUUAGUGGUGAAACCCGUGAAAUAGCCGUGUUAUUGAUAAUCUAAUGUUAUAUCCAAACAUCUAUUAUAAUAUAUAAGGCCUAUAUAUAUAUAUAUAUGUUAUAUACAUAAAUAGUAUUGACUAUUGAGUAUUUUAGUCCCUCCGAACAGUCCAAACCCAUUCUAAAAACAACUGAUGCGGGACGACUGAAUACGAUAUUACGAUAAGCAAGUAACGUGCGAGUGCCGGUUCGUGAACCGUCGUAGUGUGAGUGUCAUAGUAUUGUUGUAGUGUUGUCGCCUUGUCGGUGACUCUGUAGUCUGUUUUCUUGACUUUUGUCUAUGCCUGUGAAUAAUUGUGAUCACUGGUCUGCCCGCUGCCGUCUUCGUGACAUUAUAUUAUAAUAUUGUCCUGGCUCGACUCGCCUUUUGUGUUUUACGAUUUCCAUUGCGUUGUACAACUACCUAUUGCAACUACCUAUCUAGCCAACAAUCCAACAUCUUUAAAUUGCUGUAAUUUGGUGACUGUAGACAUUACAGCAUUAUCAUGUGGACUGUUGUUCAUUUUGUUAAGGAAAAUUCAGUUGAAGCAGUACCCAGCCAUUGGGUUAAAAAAUCAACGUGUGCGUGGCCAAAGAGGGAUAUAAAAAAACAUAUUAACAGAAGAACAAUUGUGAACAAAUAUGAUUUCAAUUAUUUUCCUUCAAGAAUUUUAAGAAAAGGCAUUGAUAGUCUCCAAGAAGCUAAAUUAAAAGCGAAAAUGGCUGAACACACUACCGAUCUUUCUACUAGUGAAGAUAUUCAGAAUAAAACUAGAAGGAGAAAACUUGUAGUGGAAGAUGCUCCUAUUUUUACUGGUUUAUCAAAUACAGAUGUUAUUUUGUCUAGUUCCGUGUGUGACUUAACAAAAUCAAAUACGUCACAUAAGAUAAGCCAGAAGAUGAGCUUAACUAGUCCUAAUUUAGAAGUUAGAAAAAAAUUAUUCGAUACAACCUCUUCUACUUCUAGCCAAAAUGAUUUUCUUAUAGCUAGUUUUAAUAAUAAGCAAAAAUAUGAUACACAGCAUUUAAGUUCUACUGUUUCUGGAAUAAAUGCUGCAAACUGUAAUGAAUCUUAUGAUUAUAGAACUUAUAUAGAUGUCCCAACCAGAAAUCAUGAUGAUUUUGAUAAAUUAGAAGUUUCUAAUUCGCAGGACUUCUUUGAAUAUAAAAAUGUUUCAUCAUCAGAUUCUAAUAGUUCUAUAGAAAUUAAAAAGCAAAAUUCAACUGUAGUACAUACUACAUCUUCUCCGUUCAAAGUGACUACUAUGUUGGAAUCUAUUCAAGUUGAAACUACUGCAGCAUUAAAUACCCUCGGACAUAAGGGUUCUGGUAUUAAAAAGUCUUUAGGUGAUAACUCUUCCGCUAUUUUCACACCAUCAUCUUCAGACCAAAACUGCACUACUCCUAACAUGAUUCCAAAUGUAUCAGGUUCCAAUGAUACAUUGAAAAAAAUUUUAAGUGUGGUUUUAAAAAUUAAAUAUGACAUUGAGAACCUAACGCAUAACCAGAAUAGAAUAGAUAAAAUGUUAAGUGAUGUAUUAACAAAUGAAAGAAGUGUUCAAGAGGAUUCAGUAACUGUAAAUUAUGAAAAUGAUUAUAGUGUAAUGUUGCCAUUGCACAACGAAGAUGCACUAAUUGAAUUUGAAAAUAAAUUAGUUAACAAAUCGUUCAGAUUAAAUGUUGUUAAUGGUCUAAAACGUUUAGUGAAAAAUUCCUUAGCAUCUACUAUAAAACAAAUGGUAAGAACCAUCUUUGAUGAUGAGCUAUUGCAAAAUUAUAGUUAUGUGGGUCAAAAAAAGAAAAAAAUAUUUUCAUCCUUGGCGUCAUGUGCUAUUAUUUUUGAAACUGUAAGAAGCAUGAAACUUUUUCAAGAUGUUCCCAACUCUAGUAUUGAAACGCCUAUCAAAAUUUAUAUUGCUGGAGCAGCAUUUCGCAAAAAAAAAAAUUAAUUAAAUACACAUAUUAUAUAGUAUAUACUUAUAGUAUGUAGGUUCAUGUACAUAUUGGAUUCUAAAUAAUUUGUCAUUAUACUUAUGAGCAUAUAAUAAAGUGUAG
Metopolophium dirhodum (rose-grain aphid) is the source of this 3374-nucleotide messenger RNA. RefSeq lists its product as uncharacterized. NCBI's taxonomy places the organism in Eukaryota, Metazoa, Arthropoda, Insecta, Hemiptera, Aphididae. The record is from RefSeq and is a predicted model, not a curated record. The transcript has 11 exons. Bases 1826 to 3268 code for a protein of 480 amino acids.